Molecule: messenger RNA, 237 nt
Organism: Schizosaccharomyces osmophilus
Lineage: Eukaryota; Fungi; Ascomycota; Schizosaccharomycetes; Schizosaccharomycetales; Schizosaccharomycetaceae
Exons: 2
Coding region: 1-237 (78 amino acids)
Source: RefSeq, a predicted model, not a curated record
AUGGAGUCAAUUUGCGAUGGAAAAACAAUCACACUACAUAAAAUUUUAUCAAAGCCUGCGAAGAGAAUCGAAAUCAAAGGAGGCGGGAUGGGAUGGAUAUACAAGCCCGCAAAAAGAGAGGAGAAGAAGGUAGAAACAAAGCAAAAAGGGUGUGUCGACAAAUCCAAUGGAAAUGGGACAGAGGAAAAAGCCGACGAUUCUUCCUUUCUAAAUCUAAAUCUUAAAAUAAAUAAAUAA